AUGUCUACAAGUGCAAAGACUGUCAUCGCCACCGGCGCCUCGUCGGGCCUGGGCUUUGAAUCAGUGAAACAAUUGCUGGAGAAAUCCGAGCCUUACAACUUCAUCUUGGGCGCUCGAAACACUGAAAAGGUGCAGGCUGCCUACAAUGACCUUGGUUACGACAACAGCAAGCAUUCCGUCACUAUCAUUCCCCUUGAUCUCUUGAGCCUGCGAAGUGUGCAGCUCUUCACACAGCAGGCACUCGCCAAGUUGGGGCCUAACCGCGUCGACAUCCUUUACCUGGCUGCUGGAACGCUGGACAGCGCUGAAGGGCCCGGCCCCCACGGUUCUCAGUGGUGUGAGGGUUAUGUAGUGAACCAUUUGGCUCAGCACUACCUCGUUCACCUACUCCGUGAAACACUCAUUGCCUCAAAGACUCGUCUCGUCUUCGUUUCUUCUGGCGCAAUCCGCAAUGUCAGAGACCAGGACCCUUCUACUCUUGAUAAAGACCUAAAGGCCAAAUCAGGUGCAGGUGUUGGUACAGUGUACAGUGCCUCGAAAUUCGUGCAAUUGCUGGGUGCUCACUACUGGCGCCGCAACCUGCCUGAGUGCACUAUUGUUGCUGUGUCCCCCGGUCUUAUUCCUAGCACUAACCUUGCUACGAGCAUGGGUCUGAGCAUGAGCAUGCCAGAUGCUAAGACUGUCCCCGAGGGUGCUCAAAACCUUCUUCGUGCCUUCACUGUCAGCGACCUCCCUGCCGAUCCGGAGCAAAUUUUCCUCACUAGCUGGGGAGAGUGGUGGCCUAAGGAUGUCUAUGCUAUGAGUCUUGACACCAAGCUCCAGGACAAGUGGUGCCUCAGCUUGGAGGAAAUCGAGAAAGAGGAGGGUCUUUCUAACCAGUAA
Messenger RNA from Penicillium pulvis, 882 nucleotides. RefSeq names its product short-chain dehydrogenases/reductase. The transcript has 5 exons. The coding region runs from base 1 to 882 and encodes 293 amino acids. The record is from RefSeq and is a predicted model, not a curated record. NCBI's taxonomy places the organism in Eukaryota, Fungi, Ascomycota, Eurotiomycetes, Eurotiales, Aspergillaceae.